AUGACCAAGUCGUACAGCGAGAGCGGGCCGGCGGGCGAGCCGCAGGCGCAGGCCCCCCCCGGCUGGGCGGCAGGCUGCCUGAGCCCGCCUGCCGACGGGCCCGAGGCCGACAAGAAGGAGGAGGACCUGGAGGCUCUGCACGGCGAGGCCGAAGAGGACGUGCUGCGGAAUGGCGAGGAGGAAGACGAGGAGGACGAGCUGGACGAGGAGGAGGAGGAAGACGAGGAGGAGGAGGACGACGAGCAGAAGCCCAAGCGGCGCGGCCCCAAGAAGAAGAAGAUGACCAAGGCACGCCUGGAGCGCUUCAAGCUGCGCCGCAUGAAGGCCAAUGCACGGGAGCGCAACCGCAUGCACGGCCUGAACGCGGCCCUGGACAACCUGCGCAAGGUCGUGCCCUGCUACUCCAAGACGCAGAAACUCUCCAAGAUCGAGACGCUGCGCCUGGCCAAGAACUACAUCUGGGCGCUGUCUGAGAUCCUGCGCUCCGGCAAGAGCCCCGACCUGGUCUCCUUCGUGCAGACACUGUGCAAGGGCCUGUCGCAGCCCACCACCAACCUGGUGGCCGGCUGCCUGCAGCUCAACCCGCGGACGUUCCUGCCCGAGCAGAGCGCGGACGCCCCUCCGCACCUGCCGCCCGCGGGAGCGCCCUUCGCUCCGCCGCCAUUCCCCUACGCGUCGCCGGGGCUGCCCAGCCCGCCCUACGGCACCAUGGACAGCUCCCACCUCUUCCACCUCAAGCCGCCGCACGCCUACGGCGCCGCGCUCGAGCCCUUCUUCGAGGGCGGCCUGCCCGAGGGCGCCGGCCCCGCCUUCGACGGCCCGCUCAGCCCGCCCCUCAGCAUCAACGGCAACUUCUCUUUCAAGCACGAGCCCGCCGCCGACUUCGACAAGAGCUACGCCUUCACCAUGCACUACCCCGCCGGGCCGCUGCCCGCCGCGCCCGCCCACGCCGCCGUCUUCUCGGGCGCCGCCGCCCGCUGCGAGCUGCCGGCCGACGGCAUGGCGCCCUACGAGGGACACCCGCACCACGAGCGCGUCCUGAGCGCGCAGCUCAGCGCCAUCUUCCACGAGUGA
Molecule: messenger RNA, 1074 nt
Organism: Lagopus leucura (white-tailed ptarmigan)
Lineage: Eukaryota; Metazoa; Chordata; Aves; Galliformes; Phasianidae
Gene: NEUROD1
Product: neuronal differentiation 1
Biological process (GO): nervous system development; regulation of DNA-templated transcription
Molecular function (GO): protein dimerization activity
Source: RefSeq, a predicted model, not a curated record